Molecule: messenger RNA, 1502 nt
Organism: Phascolarctos cinereus (koala)
Lineage: Eukaryota; Metazoa; Chordata; Mammalia; Diprotodontia; Phascolarctidae
Gene: FBXO8
Product: F-box protein 8
Biological process (GO): regulation of ARF protein signal transduction
Molecular function (GO): protein binding; guanyl-nucleotide exchange factor activity
Source: RefSeq, a predicted model, not a curated record
UGCCCGGCUGAGCCGCCUUCCAGUUGGCUGAAGCCACCUUCCCAGAAGCUGAGUCGUCGCGGCGGCGGUGGGGAUUGCAGGUGGCUCAGGCUCGCAGAUGGGUCAAGGGCUGUGGAGAGUGGCUAGAAACCAGCAACUGCAACAGGAAGGCUAUAGUGAGCAAGGCUACCUAACAAGAGAACAGAGUAGGAGGAUGGCUGCUAGCAACAUUUCUAAUGCAAACCAUCGCAAACAAGCCCAAGGAGGCAUUGACAUAUAUCAUCUUUUGAAAACAAGGAAAUCUAAAGAACAGGAAGGAUUCAUUAAUUUGGAAAUGCUGCCUCCUGAACUAAGUUUUACCAUUUUGUCAUACCUGAAUGCAACUGAUCUUUGCCUGGCUUCAUGUGUUUGGCAGGACCUUGCUAAUGAUGAGCUUCUCUGGCAAGGGUUGUGUAAAUCCACUUGGGGUCACUGUUCCAUAUACAAUAAGAACCCACCUCUAGGAUUUUCCUUUAGAAGAUUGUAUAUGCAGCUGGAUGAAGGCAGCCUCACCUUUAAUGCCAACCCAGAUGAGGGAGUGAACUACUUUAUGUCCAAGGGCAUCCUGGAUGAUUCACCGAAGGAAAUCGCAAAGUUUAUCUUUUGUACAAGAACACUAAAUUGGAAGAAGCUGAGAAUCUAUCUUGAUGAAAGGAGAGAUGUCUUGGAUGACCUUGUGACUUUGCACAAUUUUAGAAAUCAGUUCUUGCCAAAUGCACUGCGAGAGUUUUUUCGACAUAUUCAUGCCCCUGAAGAGCGUGGGGAGUAUCUUGAAACUCUUAUAACAAAAUUCUCACACAGAUUCUGUGCUUGUAAUCCUGAUUUGAUGAGAGAGCUUGGCCUUAGUCCUGAUGCUGUCUAUGUACUAUGCUACUCUUUGAUCCUGCUUUCCAUUGACCUCACUAGUCCUCAUGUGAAGAACAAAAUGUCAAAAAGAGAAUUUAUCCGAAACACCCGGCGCGCUGCUCAGAACAUUAGUGAAGAUUUUGUAGGGCACCUUUAUGACAACAUCUACCUUAUUGGCCAUGUGGCUGCAUAAAAGCACAACUGUUAAGACUUCAGCUUUGAAGGUGAAAACAACUAAAGCUACCCAAGAAAUUAUUUUAUAGAUAUAGGGGUUACACUAGUGCUGGUCAUUCUAACCUCUGCAUACAAUCAAGUGUGUGUCUACUACCUUUUUUUUUUUUAGUAAUUUACCAUGGGAACUGAAGGAUUUUGCAGAAAUUUUUCUUAAUUUUCCUUAAUUUUGCACAAAGCAGAGCCAUGACAAAGCAGAGUCUGACACAACCAUUUAAGAAUGUUUAAACUGACAUUACACUAAAAGAGUGGUAAAUUUGUGCAUUUGAUUUGCUUCAGAAAUCUUAACCAGUUCCAUUCUUUUAUAAAAUACCAUGUAAUGUGUACAUAUUUAACUAAAGAGAUUUAUAAUCAUAAUUAUUUUAUUGUAUAGUAUUUUAACUAAAGUUUUUCCUUUUCUCUCUAAA